Malaya genurostris is the source of this 2501-nucleotide messenger RNA. RefSeq lists its product as uncharacterized. Bases 89 to 2482 code for a protein of 797 amino acids. Gene Ontology annotation, molecular function: guanyl-nucleotide exchange factor activity. Gene Ontology annotation, cellular component: cytoplasm. The record is from RefSeq and is a predicted model, not a curated record. NCBI's taxonomy places the organism in Eukaryota, Metazoa, Arthropoda, Insecta, Diptera, Culicidae. The transcript has 7 exons. Gene Ontology annotation, biological process: axon guidance.
UCAGAUCGCAUCGAACUAACUCGGACUCUUAGUUAUGUGUCAAAUUUCUUUCAAUUCAGUCAAAUGAUUUCAAAUCGAUGUAUUCAAAAUGAGCAGAAAAGGUCCUCCCGUUCCUCCGAAGCCGAAUUCUGAUGGUCAACUGAAAAAACUAGCACCUUCAACGGAUUCCAAGCUGCUUCGGGACAGUGGAAUAUCAAUCGAAGUAACCGGUGUUAGUAAAAGUGAACCCGAAGUAUCUAAACGUCAUGUUUCUGGUUCCCAAAGCGUUAGAAUGUUGGCGGAACAGUUUGCCCACAUUGCCCGGACUUCCGGAAAUGCCAAAACAAAACCAACCGUUCCAGCAAAACCAGUGCAAUGUUUUGAAAAAUUCAAUUAUCUUAUGAUCUGUGACGAAAAUAGCGUAGACAAUGAGAAUAUCUAUGAUGAUGUAUUUGUGAGUGAUAACGACGAAGGGUGCUACGAAUCGACAUCAUUCGAAGAGCUUCCCAUCUCUUGCCACCCUACAAAUGCGGUUGAAGAAUUACUCCAAAAUGAACGGAAAUACGUUGAUAGACUGAAGGACUACAUCAAUACCCUGAUACCGGUAAUGUAUCAGAACAAUUUGCCAGCCGGGUUAAGAUUUCAGAAGAAUAACAUUUUCGCAAACAUUGAAGCGAUCCACGCAAUGCACAGGGACGAGUUCCUUCCUGCUCUGGAACAAUGUGGAACAGACGCAAAGAAAAUCAUGCACACCAUCGUGGAGUUUAUCGAAAACGAUAAAUUCUACUGUUACGUUCUGUAUGCGCUGAAUAAGCACAAAUCCGGGAGAAUAUGCGACUCAAAUUCAGACUUCUUGAAGAAUGCACAAGGCGACUUGGACCAAUUUUUACUGGAACCAGUACAGCGGUUACCGAGAUACAAGCUUCUGCUAAACCAAAUUCUGAAAGAUAAUGCCAAGUUUGAAAACAGAGACGCUAUUAAUGGAGAAACAGCCAUCCUCUGCCGAGCGGAAACCAUACUUUCUCGGCUUAUUGAACUUGUGGAUGCUGCAGUGAGUCUGAGUGAUAUUCUUCCCUGUCCGGAACCACGAUCCACUGAAUCGAAAACACUGAACUACCACGAAGAUCUACCGCUAGCCCUAGUUUUACGACCGGAACAGCAUAAAAGUGCCGUGCAAAAGGAUCCUAUCAACUUGCUUUAUCAAGGAAAAUUGAGAGGUUGCAUGGAUUUGGAAGUCUACGAUUACAACGAACGGCGCAAAUAUUCGUCGAAAAUUUUUUUCUUCGAAAAAUUGAUUCUGUACACCGAGAUUCAGAAAGGCAAAUUGGAAUAUCGAGGGCAUUAUUUCGAUUCGGAAGUAAACUAUUGGGAAGAAUCUCGCAACAAAUUGUUGCUGUUUUGCAAACAUCGCGGAAACCAAGACAUUCUUGUACACUCAAACAAUACCGAUGGCAUGAUUUACUGUGUAGAUAAAAUGCGUGAAGAUUUUGUUCAUAACCAAGCCAAAGAAUUUUUCUCGGAUAAAAAACACAGAGGAUCUGUUGACGUUAACAAAAUUAUCGAUACCGGUCAAUCAUCGCAUGAAGAACAGGAGUUUCAGUGGAACUUUGACGAGCACUUGUCCACGUUGGUCACAUGCCAAGAACGUUUCUGUCAUGUCUUGCAAGCAAAUUAUAAUUUCUACUUAGCGAGUCAAUCGACUGACGACCUCACGAUCACUUUUCAUAAUAAUUUUAGAAACAUGUACAGCUUGCAUAACCACCAAAUUCUCGGUGACUUGUCGAAAUCUGUCGACCUGCUCGGCAUUUGUGAAUUAUUUCUUUCGUAUUUAAAGAGCGAAGUGAUGCCUUCAAUCUAUUAUGCGUAUUUAAAAGAUUUCAAAAGAGCAAUAGCAACCGUGAAAAUUCGUAGAACUGCGGCUAACUUCAACAACCAAGUGGCUCCAACGGUGGAAGAUUUUGCUUUCCUGUGUAUCGAUCAUCUGGAGGAGUAUUGUCGAUUCUUCGAAAGUGCAACAUGCCAAAUGUCAGAGGACAGCAGUGCCAACAUUCCGAUCGAUAUGGAACUUUUCCGUCAGCUAGCCAUCACUCAGACAGAACUGAACAAAUUUGCGCAUAACGUUAGACAAAACUACAAACUGUACCAUCUGGAUGAUCGAUCAGUUGACUGUGGCCUCGUGAAGUACAGUGAAGUCACCACACUGCAAACAGACGGAGAAGGCCUGUAUUGUCGACUGUUCAUCAACGAACGGGCGGUGAUCUGCGUAAGCAUUCAGGUGAUCGUUAAGGAACAUGACAAAAAUAAAGAAAAUUAUGUUAGAAUUGUUUUCAUUGAUAAAUUCGGUGGCCGAGGUACUCCCAUGAGGAUGAGGCGUAGUAGAAAGACUGAUACGAGGUUAAACUUUGUGAUUGACGGCGUUAAGUAUAAGGUACAUUUUGCUAACCAGCAAGACAAGGAAAGAUUUUACGAUAAGUACAUAGAUCAUUAUGUUUUAGUGGAGUAAUAAAAAGUAUAUUAACACA